Messenger RNA from Cladophialophora carrionii CBS 160.54, 99 nucleotides. RefSeq lists its product as uncharacterized. The record is from RefSeq and is a predicted model, not a curated record. Bases 1 to 99 code for a protein of 32 amino acids. NCBI's taxonomy places the organism in Eukaryota, Fungi, Ascomycota, Eurotiomycetes, Chaetothyriales, Herpotrichiellaceae. The transcript has a single exon.
AUGAUGCGACGCAAGACAAGAGACGUAAGAUCCAUUGGGAGCGCGCCGAAACGGAAGCCACACUCCAGAGAGAACUUCUGCAUCGCCUGUUCGAGCUGA